Molecule: messenger RNA, 3516 nt
Organism: Metarhizium robertsii ARSEF 23
Lineage: Eukaryota; Fungi; Ascomycota; Sordariomycetes; Hypocreales; Clavicipitaceae
Product: LPXTG-motif cell wall anchor domain protein
Exons: 2
Coding region: 1-3516 (1171 amino acids)
Source: RefSeq, a predicted model, not a curated record
AUGACUGAGUCGGCGGUUCUCACCACGGCCGUUGCCAGCCACCAGCACCAGCACCAGCACCAGACCAGCGCCAAAACCAACGCCAACGCCAGCAAACAUCGAGCAACCGGCACCGCUUUGAGCGUUGGCGCCAGCUUGGGCACCGGGACGACUCAACCUGCCAACACGGCUGUUGCGCGUGGCUCCCUGUACGGCCGUGGGGGCAGAUGCACACGUGCAGGCCCAGGCACAGGGACAAGCUCUCCUAACGCUCCAGGCGCGUCCAUGCCGUCUGUCCAGGUGCCGGCCACUGCCCUGGAGGACAUGGACUCAACGCCCACUCAUAACGCCCACCCCACAUGCAGGGCCUCUACCAUGGCUCCCAGUACUGCUACUGCUACUAGCACCAGUACUAGGACUACGUCCAGCGCCACGUCCAUUCCUCGCUCUGGCCCGAAUGAGCAAAAUCGUCCUCCCUCAUCCCCCCCUCGAGCUGCUGCUACCGUCGCGGCAGGCGGCCACCAUCUCGACAACGUCCACGCCGACGACUCUCCUCCGCUGACCCGGCAUUCGCACCGCCAGUACAACACCUCGUCCAAGCUGCCGCCGCCUCGGCCUGCAGAUUCGAGGCGCGGACCCCCGGCGGCGUCAUCGUUCCCCUCUCAACCGCACCGCCCGCACCACAACAAUCCUGGCCAGGUGCCUCACUCGCUUCACGGCGCCCCCUCGUCAGCGUUGCCCAAUCCCGUGCCCGAACAGCGACCGGCCCCAUCCAUCCCCGACAACAUCGCAAACACGGGCGCGGCCGCAGACGCAGACGCAAACGCAGACGCAGGCAGAGAGGCAGAGUCAACAACACAUCAUCAUCCCUCUUCACCCUUUGCUGUGUCGCCCUCGGCCACCUCUCCACCACGAGCGGCCGUGCACUCUCGGGCAUCAUCAUACCACGCCUCACCCCAGCCUGCGACCUCGUCAUCGUCAGAUUCUCCCCCCGCCCAGCCGAAGCGUCCCGCAUCGUGUCCUGAAUCGGGACCCGACCACGCCGAUCAAACCACCUCCCCGUCGUCUCUAUCUCCAACUGGAACCACCAAGCCUCUGAGUUGGAGAGGGCCUGCUUCGCGCAGCUCAAACGGCGUUUCGACCUCCGACGGCCCGCCGCCAUCUCUCAACACUCAACGUCUUCACGGCGUUGAGGCGGCGGCCCAAACCACUGCUCAGCCGCAGCCUCUGCCUGAAACACCGAGGACGAAGAGCACGCAAGGCCAACGAGAGCUGCUACUUCUUAACCGGCUUUCUGGGUCCAGCUCAUCAGAUGACAACCGAUAUCCAUCACCUCAGCGGCCCCCGGUUUCCUACAGACCAGCGCACAAGCGGCAUAGUAUUCAGCCUGCCACUCUCACGCCUGGCCGAGUGCCGCCAAUACGCUCAUUCCGCUCAUCAGACUCUCGAAAGAGCCUAACGCAGGAUAUGAAUCCCACGUCUCGCCCCCACGAUUUGGGCGAGCUUUAUGCAACUUCUCCCGAGGAACAGUCGCCGCACAAUUUCGAAGGCAGGCAUGCCCAAGGAGGUGUUUCCCUAAACGACGGCGAAUCUGGCCGACAAGAUGAUGGUGGGGAUGUUUUUUUGAGAAUAGCCAGAGACGAGCAGAUGCGCCGUCUGCGAGGAGAGGAGAAUUUGGACGAUGCUCAAUCUUCAGUUUCUGGCAUCAGACGAUCCUCUCAUCGCCGCCCUUUGUCGACUGUUGUGCCCUCUUAUCACCACCAGACAUCGCCCCCAAGACAAAGGCGGCGAUUAUCUGACCAGCAGGACAGACCUCGUCCACUACAUCUUGAGGACGACCAAGGAAGUGAGAUCUCUCGGACCACCACAUUUCGCUCGCUGCUCCGGGAGAAGGCUGCUUCUGUUCACCCUGGCGAGGAGAUUCCGCGGACACGCUCUGGCGGUGCAAACCUGCGACCAUCUCCUCUUUCAGCGCGAUCUACAGUUGGUUAUGAUAAUAGCCAAGAAGCAAGCCUUUACGCACGCAGGCGUGCGUCCAUAACCGACAGUAAUUCUACUGUGGGCCGUACACCCGGGUACAGACCAUCUGGGCUCAUCCAAGCCCGGAAUCACGGUUCAUCCCCUCUGGCCAGGACGAUUGACCUUCAGAACAAGACGGGAACCGAGGCCCCUCAUGGACUUGAGGGAACGGAAUCCACUGCUUCAACAACUGCACCCUCGACUGUUUGGGAUGAAUUAGACGACCUCAAGUCGCGAAUCAACCGACUUGAAUUAACGGGAAAGCUGCCGUCCACGUCAGGGGCGGCAGUCUCCAGAAUGUCUGAGGAGCGGCCAGCUACUGCUACGACGACGGUAACUACUCUAUCUGGAUCUCCCAAACGACAGGUCAAUGGGCAGAUUGCAGAAGUAUCGAGUACCACGUCCUCUCAGAGGGAGGCACACCCCAUCCUUCAUGAAGCGUUGGUUAAAUCAAGGCCUUAUUUGAGUCUGGAAGUCUAUCAGGCACUGCAGUCAGCGGCUAAUGACGCCAUGGCGUUGUCAUCAAUGAUGGGUACCCCAGGUCAGCCAGGGCCGAUAUCUAGUGCUGCGAGUGUGGUUGGAACGGGAGGACCGGCAGUCACUGACCGACAACUGCGAAGAAAAGCCGAUUCUGUCUGUCGGAGUCUGACAGAACUAUGUGUAGCACUUGGGGAAGCAGUAGGUCCUGCAAACAUCGCAGGCUCAGCUAGUCCGCCUGCGUUGGCUCAGCAUGAUGGACCUGCAACGCCCACUGCACCAAAGUCCUAUAGUAGUCUGCCCACUCCACGCCGUGUGGCCGAACACGGAAUACCGAAAUCCAUCAGCAGCCCAAGACCAUUGUCCAAAUUCGAGGAGCGACGAAGCUCUAUUCUGAAUGGGACAGCUUUACCGACGCCGCGCGCCACUGGUUCAGCACCGACUACGCCAAUCGAGGGCAAUUCGCAGCGAAGAUCGUCCCUUAUGAUUUCGCGGACUCGGCGAGCUGGUACCGAGGAACCGGAAGUUGCUCGGUCACCAACAAUGUUGCGAUCCCGACGAGCAGGGACCGAAGAACCAGAGGAAGGCCGACAAACGUCAUUCUUGAGAAAUCGUCGGGGCACAGUGGGUGAUGAUGGUGGCGAGGGAAGAUUCCGACCACCCUCCAGAGCAGAUACCGACGUCAACAUGCUCAGAGACCCUGGACGAGAAUAUCCAUCAGACUCGCCAUCCAUAGCCCCCGACAGUGCCUCGCAGAUUCCCUCAGCACUCCCACGUCGCAGAUUUUUGUCCACAAGCGUUCAUUCCUCCCGCCUUGCAGGAUCCCAGGGGUCCAGCAUUGCGUCGCCAAGAAGGUACAAUGAUCGACAAGCGGGAGAGCAAGACUUUGGCGACAGUGUUGGAGAAUCACGAGUCCAGAGACAAGGUCCGCCGUUAAGCAAAGGAAUAAUCCAUAGCCGAGCUAGCAGUCUCAGCACUCGGAGAAACCGAGACAGCUUGAUUUCGACAAAUUCUGGAGCUACAAUUGGCCCCUAUAGAUGA